Molecule: messenger RNA, 250 nt
Organism: Pyricularia grisea
Lineage: Eukaryota; Fungi; Ascomycota; Sordariomycetes; Magnaporthales; Pyriculariaceae
Exons: 2
Source: RefSeq, a predicted model, not a curated record
CAUCACCGCAGCAUCAUCCUCAAUAUAUCAUCAUGUUCCAUUAGAGGAAAACCUCUUAUUUUCUUCCUUGUUUGGUACAGGGACUGCGGUGAGGGGGCUUCAGUGUCGUCCGUGUGUCAGGCAGUUAAUCUGCCCUGGUUGAAGCUUGCAAACCAACGGCGUGGCUUUUUGAGCCUCCUGUCAUUAUCUAGUCAUUAUUUUGUUUGUAGCCAUAGUACUAGCGUAAUGUUCAUCCAGUCUACAUAAUGAA